GGGACAAAGGCCCUGACUCCCCGCGCUUUCCUUUCCAAAGAAUGCUGCUCAAGAUACUUCCUUCUAUUGGCAAUUUCUUUUUGGCCGGAGCUCAACUAAAUGAAUUGUCUAAUCAAUCAAAAAUUCCAAACCAAGAUAGUUCCGAUCUCCUUUACCAAACUCAUAUCUUCUGUAUCCAUAAUCCAUACUCUUUCAUUUCCUAAAGCCAACAAAUAUGAACAGGAACAUCCUGAUCCUGUUCUUGACCCUUUUCACUUCUUCAGUAACUACACCAAAUCCACACAUCAUACUGUCAAAGACACUAAAAUUAUACAUUCUUAUUUGCUUAAAACAGCUCUAUUGCAAUCUGAUAUUGUUGUUGCUAACUGUUUACUUGAUUGGUAUUGUAAAUGUGGUGCUAUACUUUAUGCCGUGAAAUUGUUCGAUACAAUUCCUCAACUAAAUGUUAUUUCUUGGAAUGUCAUAAUUUCUAGUUAUAUUCGUAAUAUGUUGUUUGAGGAUUCGUGGAGAUUGUUUUGUAGGAUGCAUUUUUCUGGUUUUGAGCCGGAUGAUAUCACCUACCGGAGUGCUCUUUCUGCUUGUGCUGCUUUGCAAGCUCCUUUGUUUGGUGAGCUGGUGUAUUCACUUGCAAUAAAAAAUGGGUUUUAUUCAAAUGGUUAUGUUCGGGCAGGAAUGAUAGAUUUAUUUGCAAAAAAUAGUAAGUUCGAUGAUGCUCUGAAGGUGUUUUAUGAUGUGUCCUGUGCGAAUGUAGUUUGUUGGAAUUCUAUAAUCUCUGGGGCUGUUAGGAAUGGAGAAAAUUCAGUUGCUUUGGAUCUUUUCAGCCAAAUGUGUCGCAGAUCUCUGGUGCCAAAUAGUUUUACCUUCUCAAGCAUUUUAACUGCUUGUGCUACUCUCAAAGAAGUUGAAAUUGGAAAAGGAGUUCAAGGUUUGGUGAUUAAAUGUUGUGAAAAUGAUGUCUUUGUGGGGACUGCCAUAGUUGAUAUGUAUGCCAAAUGUGGGGACGUUGGUGAAGCAGUUAAGAUAUUCUCUCGGAUGCCAGUUCGCAAUGUGGUUUCAUGGACUGCCAUUAUAUCUGGUUUCGUUAAAAAGGAUGAUUCUAUCUCUGCCCUCAAAAUUUUCAAAGAAAUGAGGAUCAUAAAGGAGGAAAUAAACAACUUUACUAUUACUAGUAUAAUCACUGCUUGUGCCAAACCAGAUAUGAUUAAAGAGGCAAUCCAAAUCCAUAGCUGGAUUUUGAAAACUGGAUUCUAUUUGGAUCCAAUUGUGCAGGCUGCUUUAAUUAAUAUGUAUGCAAAAGUACAUGCUAUUGAUUUGUCAGAGAUGGUAUUUAGAGAAUCGGAAGAUGUAAAGAAUCCACGCUUGUGGGCCACUAUGAUCUCUUCUUUUGCUCAGAAUCAGAGCUCUCAGAGGGCAAUUGAAUUGUUGCAAAUAAUGCUACAGGAGAGUCUGAGACCGGAUAGCUUUUGUUUUUCUAGUGUCUUAAGUGUAAUAGAUUGCUCAAAUUUAGGCAGGCAAAUCCACAGCUACACUCUUAAAACUGGAUUUGUCUUUGAUCUUUCUGUUGGUAGUUCUCUUUUCACAAUGUACUCUAAGUGUGGUAGUAUAGAGGACUCUUACAAAGUCUUUGAGCAUAUUCCAGUCAGAGACAAUAUUUCAUGGACAUCUAUGAUCAGUGGUUUCACAGAGCAUGGGUGCGCAAAUCAAGCUUUUGAGCUUUUUAGAAAUAUGCUUGCUGAAGGAACUAGACCUGAUCAGAUGAAUUUUAUCGCAAUUCUAGCUGCAUGUUCUGGCCUUCGUUCCUUACAGAAAGGAAAGGAAAUUCAUGGGCAUGCUUUCCGUGCUGGGAUGGGCAGAGAAGCACUAGUUGGUGGCGCACUUGUUUCUAUGUAUUCAAAAUGUGGUGCUUUGGAGUCAGCAAGGAAAGUGUUUGACAUGCUUCCUGAAAAAGAUCAGGUGUCAUGUUCCUCCAUGGUUUCAGGAUAUGCACAAAAUGGUCUACUUGAAGAGGCAGUAUUUCUGUUUCAUGAAAUGUUAAUGUCUAAUGUCACAGCAGACUCAUACACUGUUUCAUCUGUUCUUGGGGCUAUUGCACUUUUAAACAGAUUGGGCAUUGGGACUCAACUGCAUGCCCGUCUUACAAAAGUGGGCUUAGAUUCAAAUGUUUCAGUAGGAAGUUCACUUGUUACGAUGUAUUCUAAAUGUGGAAACAUUGAGGAUUGCUGUAAAGCAUUUGAUCAGGUUGAUGAACCAGACUUGAUAUGCUGGUCAGCUAUGAUUGCUAGCUAUGCUCAGCAUGGAAAAGGUGUAGAGGCUUUAAAAAUCUAUGAGAAAAUGAGAAGACAAGGAAUUAGACCUGAUUCAGUGACUUUUGUUGGGGUUUUGUUUGCCUGCAGCCAUGCCAAUUUGGUUGAGGAAGGGUAUUUCCUUUUUAAUUCAAUGACCAAAGACUUUGGCAUUGAGCCCAAUAACCGUCAUUAUGCUUGUAUGGUUGAUCUUCUUGGUCGUUCAGGGAGAUUGAAAGAGGCUGAAAAGUUAAUUAAAAGUAUGACGAUUGACCCUGAUGCUUUAGUAUGGGGAACGCUACUCGCUGCUUGCAAACUACAUGGAGAGGUUGAGCUUGGGAAGAAAGCAGCCAAAAUGGCCAGUGGGAGGAAGUCCAGCAGAUUAGAAGCCUGAUGAAAGGAACUAGGGUAAGGAAGGAAGCUGCUUGGAGUUUUGCAUGAGAUUCAAUUAUGUCCCCUUUGGUAAGUCUCGAUGGAUAACUUGGUUUCAAGUCCAUAUUAAGAUUCCAGCAAGUUGACCCAUGUUGCAUUGGAAAAUAUAAGGCAAAACAUGGUAUUGGCCGCUCUAUGACGAUUUAUUCCAUUGAUCCCCAAAUUUCAGAUUAUUAGCUCGCUAUGUUAUAUGGCUUUUCAAUUGGUUUAGUCGCAAUUGUAGAAUUGAUACUAGAUGCAUUGGAACAUAUUAAAAGCGACGUGUUAUCUCACAUCCAGUUGGGAGAAUUGCCCUGACCUGACACGAUUUUGAUGGGUAAGUUAUUUUUACAUUAUAAAAAAUAUAUGAAAAUGUUGUUAAA
This is a messenger RNA of Hevea brasiliensis (rubber tree), 3076 nucleotides long. RefSeq names its product pentatricopeptide repeat-containing protein At1g74600, chloroplastic. NCBI's taxonomy places the organism in Eukaryota, Viridiplantae, Streptophyta, Magnoliopsida, Malpighiales, Euphorbiaceae. The record is from RefSeq and is a predicted model, not a curated record. Gene Ontology annotation, biological process: RNA modification. Gene Ontology annotation, cellular component: intracellular membrane-bounded organelle. The coding region runs from base 100 to 2676 and encodes 858 amino acids. Gene Ontology annotation, molecular function: protein binding; RNA binding. The transcript is spliced from 2 exons.